AUGGAUGAUGGAGGGAGCAUUGCUAGCAGUGAGAGCACAACGACUCAGCUGUGGCCAGAGGCUUGCGUUGAAGUGGACGGUUGGGGCGAUGGCGGCCCUGUUCUACGCUUCCUCGAUGCAGAGGUGAGACAGGGCACCUGGGCAUGUGGCAAGAUCUUCUGCAAGGAGCCGGUCACUCUCCAGGCGUCAAGUCAACUCUCCCAGAACGGGAUGCCGGUAGAUCUGGAAAGGCUUCGGCACGAUCCAAAUGGCAGUGAAGUCUGCAGACCUUCAUCGAUCCCAGAGCCACAUCCGCAGCCAGCAACUCCUGUCUUCGGAGUGGGUGCGCGGCCCACGAGUUGCCAUGACACGAGGCAGGUGCGUUCAGAUGUCCCUUGGGGCGAAGCCCUGAGCGCAAGCUCUGGAACUUCCACCGAGCAUCGGGAAGGUUUCUACGUUCAGGGAUCGAGAAACGCAACACCUGGAAGGAGAAAAAACAGCCUCGGCUUGCGCAAUCGCGAGGGCUCGAGAUGCUCGAGUUCCGAUUUCCCAAUCCAAACAGUGACAGCACCCUCGGUGUCCUACCCGUCACGGCGAGGGCAGAAGCCCGCAAGGAAACCGCCGGCACAGCCGAUUAGAUCUGCAAAGGAUGGACAGCCCGAGAACUUGCUUGAUGCCAGCAUGCUGGCAGAGGUGUUCGGCCGUGACCGCUCGAAUGAGAUCGAGAAGGUGUUGGAACAGUGGCAGGAAUAUCAGCUGUUGCGAUCCGAGCUAUCAGCCCAAGACUUGAAAACAGAAGUCCGCUCACUUCGCGGUGAGCUUACAAGAGCAGAGGCGGAAGUUGCAGAGGCACGGCAAGUCGAGGCCGAAACUGCUCAGGCAGAGUUGGCCGUGCUGGGAGCCGUAAGAGCAGAGGUCCUCUCCGAAAGACAGGCAGAGCGAGAGGAAUAUCAAGAGGAGUCAAAGCAACUCCGGUAUUUAAACAGCGAGGAGUCAAAGCAACUCCGUUAUGCAAGCAGCGAGCUUGCAGAACUCCAAACUGCUCUCGAAGCCUCAGAACUGCAGCCUUUACAGCUUGAGCAGGAGCGGGAUCAGUGGGCAGAUCGAUGUAGCGCUCUUUCAGACGAGCUGCACAUGCAGAGAAUCAUGUGCCGGCGCCUAGAGCACGACGGAUCGAACCUCAGAGAGGAAUAUCUGGAGGAAUCGGUCGCACACCGCGCCCUGGAGCUGCAGAGAGGAGAGCUCACUUGCUUUCAUCAAAACGAGGUGCAUGAGGUUCAGCAGCUUCGGCAAGAGCUUCAGCAGCUGAAGGCAGGAGAAGAAGCCCAGUGCCUGGAGCUUCGGCAGGCGCAACAUGACCUAACCGAGGUCAGAUGCGAACACAAAGCGGUAGAGUCUCAACUCGAGCAUCAAACACAGCGCCUGCUGGAACGGCCCGACCAGGCACCGGCAUCUUCAAUCGGUGAUCUGCGGCCGGUGCAUUCGCAAACGGAGCCUCAGAGAAAGCGCUUGCCAGCGCAAGCACGGCUGGAACAGCCCGACAAGCGGCCCUUGGAAUCUUCCUCCCCAGACCAGCUUGGGCCACAUGUGGAACUACAAAAGCUGCUGCUGCAAACACAUGCGCUGGAGGGACCCGAAGCGUUGCCGCUAGCAUCUUCACUGCGCGAUCCAGCGUCUCCAGGGGAGUUUCUCCGAGAGCUGCGGGCUGUUGUGGGCACACCGUCUCGCCUGACUGGCGGGGCUGGGGCUGGGGGGGUGGACUACGCGGUGAAGGCCGCGAGUGAAGCGCUGAGAAGAGCAGAGGCUCGCUGCGAGAUCUCCAGAUUCAGAAGCCAGGCCAUGGAGGCCGACCUGGCUGCAGCAUUGGUGGACAGCCAGCCGAGCGAGGAAGCCAGGCCUGAACUUGAACUGGAAGAGGACGAAGAGGACAGCCCGAGAAGAAAACUCUGGGAGCAGGAAGAGGAAGAGGAGGAUGCCAGCGAG
Messenger RNA from Symbiodinium necroappetens, 1962 nucleotides. NCBI's taxonomy places the organism in Eukaryota, Dinophyceae, Suessiales, Symbiodiniaceae. The record is from the annotation of a GenBank genome assembly.